AUGUCAUCGAGGUUUCUUCUUCUCCUUGCGUUGUUAGCCGCCACCUCUAAUGCUAUCUUGCCAAGUGGGAGAAUCCCUGAUGGCAUAAUCCUAAGUGGCCCUCUCACCAAGCGUAGUGGGAGCACUGGUUGUAAUGCCGAUAACGCCCUACGCAACCUUCGCGACAGCCGAUAUAGCAGUUCGGCUAGUCUCUUCUGUUCUGUCUGGUUACAGUCUACUCUUAUAGACACCUUGCAAGUAACUGCGACAGCAUCCGCCACAGCCACUGAAACUCCAGAACCGGUUACUGUCACAAUCGAAACAACAGAUACAAUAACAAACACGGAAACGACGUAUACGACGGUGUACCCUACCGGCGUGAAUACCUUUUUAAAAAGGGGAGAAAUCGCGUAUCCGAGUUGGUUACCGGCGACAUAUCCCGCUACUAGAGUCAGCAGUGCUUGCUCAUGUUUCAUUGCAUCACCGUCGCCACCGGUUAUAACUACCUUUACCACGACUGUUGCUACGUUAACAAAUACCGCUACCGUUACCCUCGAGCCCUUGACAAAUACUGAAACGAGCUUCAUCACCGCUACCGCGUCAGCCACAAAACUAGUGACCGAAACAGGACCUGAGGUGCCCUGCGGCGUUACCGGGUGUAGUAAUGGUGCAGGAUUCUUCACUUGGGAAUGGGCCUCAGAUGUACAGGGAUGCCAAGCUUUGUGCCUAUCUUACGGGAACUGUAAAUCAUAUCAGUACGGAUCGGAUGGUUGCGGUAUCUUUGAGGUUGAGGUUGCAGCCACGUUUGAACCUGGUAGUGGAUCUGAUCCGACGUGUUCCCUGUAUCAGUUUUAUGACUUUAGGUGCCUCGUCUAG
Messenger RNA from Orbilia oligospora ATCC 24927, 855 nucleotides. RefSeq lists its product as uncharacterized. Bases 1 to 855 code for a protein of 284 amino acids. The record is from RefSeq and is a predicted model, not a curated record. The transcript has 2 exons. NCBI's taxonomy places the organism in Eukaryota, Fungi, Ascomycota, Orbiliomycetes, Orbiliales, Orbiliaceae.